CCUGGCGUGAACCGACCCCGGCGGACCGGACCCGAUGUCGUUGGUAGCCUACGACGCCUCAUCCGACGAGGAAGACGCCGGCGAGCCUCCCGCCGCGGCGGCGCCCUCCCCUCCACCCGUAUCCUCCGCCAUCGGGCCGCAGCCCAGGCCUCCGUCCCCUUCGACCGCGGUGGGCGCAGCUCCUCAGCCUACUCCGCCGCCGCCAGCACCCAGCCAGAGCCAGAACAUAGCACCCAUCAGUUCGAGUAAUGUCGCCCUGCCCACUCCAUCAUUAGACCUCCCAGAUGUUGCAGAUCUCUUUGCCCCCCCUGCAGAGAAUGCAUCAAGGAAGAGAGAAUCAAAUGGAUCUGCUCUUCAUGACUCACGCAGUAAAUUUCCAAGGAUGCAACCACAACCCCGAGGCGUAAGAAGUGCUGCAGGGAACUCUCUAAUUCCUCCACAGCUUCGUGGAAGGAGCAACAUUGUUACUGAAGAUAUGAGCAAACUGUUUGUUGCUAAACGAAAAGAAUAGCAUUUUAACACUUCCUGAACGUGAACCCAUAUUCGGAUUUCAUCGACACAUGUACUGCCUCCCAUAGUCCCAUGGAUGCGUGGGCAUGAUGGAAGGAUGUUGUUGAAUCCUCGAGAAGAAGGAUGCUAAUUGUACUUGCAACCUAGAUUCCAGACCACAGUGGGUUGCUCACUUGCAUUUACGGUGCAAGGAUGCUACAUGCCUGAUGUAGUGAUGUUGGAUGCAUGUAACUCUGUCAGUGUCAGGGCAAACUAGAUGCUGUCACCCUGUUAGGAGUUAGGACUAGAUGCAACUCCAUUUAUCUUUUCAUUGGUGAUGGUCAUGUAUCCUCCCCUGUUCUAGUGCCUGGUUAGCUUUGUUUCGAGACAUGCGUUCAUUAUCACCGUGCUCUGGUUUGGGUUGAGAUCGUUGAGUUGAUUAAGCUUUUACGUGAGUAUAUAA
Panicum virgatum (switchgrass) is the source of this 952-nucleotide messenger RNA. Its product is annotated as protein enabled homolog. The coding region runs from base 35 to 511 and encodes 158 amino acids. Lineage: Eukaryota; Viridiplantae; Streptophyta; Magnoliopsida; Poales; Poaceae. The record is from RefSeq and is a predicted model, not a curated record. The transcript is spliced from 3 exons.